This is a messenger RNA of Acanthamoeba castellanii str. Neff, 681 nucleotides long. Its product is annotated as Phospholipid methyltransferase. The transcript is spliced from 5 exons. NCBI's taxonomy places the organism in Eukaryota, Discosea, Longamoebia, Acanthamoebidae. The record is from RefSeq and is a predicted model, not a curated record. Gene Ontology annotation, biological process: phosphatidylcholine biosynthetic process. Gene Ontology annotation, molecular function: S-adenosylmethionine-dependent methyltransferase activity. Bases 1 to 681 code for a protein of 226 amino acids.
AUGAGCGAGGUCUCUACAAAUUUCUUGGACUAUGUCGACUACACCAAGCCGUCGUUCCUGCACGCGCUGGUGUGCAUCGUGAUCGCCCCGAUCAUUUGGAACACCAUCGCUCGGCUCGAGUUCUACACGCGCUUCCUCACUAAGAUCACCACCUCGCCCUACGUCGGGUGCUACCUGCUGGCCCUCUGGAUCUUUUCCUUCUCGCUCUACCGCGAUUUCCUCUUCGGCAAGGCCCUUGAUGAGCAGGCCACGCACCCCGAGCUUCAGAGCGACCUGAUCAGGGGCGUCGCUGCUGUUUUGUUCGUCUCCGGAACCACCUUUGUGCUCUCGUCCAUGUGGGCGCUGGGCGUGACUGGCACGUACCUCGGCGACUACUUCGGCAUUCUCAUGGACAAGAUGGUGACCGGCUUCCCCUUCAACAUCCUGGACAACCCCAUGUACAUCGGCUCCACCAUGUGCUUCCUCGCCCACUCGCUCUGGAGGGCGAGCCCCGCUGGUCUCGUCUUGACCGUCGUCGUGUACGCCGUCUACCGCGUCGCCCUUCUCUUCGAAGAGCCGUUCACUGCCUACAUCUAUGCCCAGAGGGAACAGAAGCGCAAGUCGGGCAAGGCCGCUGCCGCCCCCAAGGCCCAGAAGGCCAAGCCCAAGCCCAAGAACAAGAACAAGAGCAAGAAGAACUAA